Messenger RNA from Synchiropus splendidus (mandarinfish), 3111 nucleotides. RefSeq names its product RNA binding motif protein X-linked (gene rbmx). Gene Ontology annotation, molecular function: RNA binding. The coding region runs from base 296 to 1453 and encodes 385 amino acids. The transcript is spliced from 10 exons. Gene Ontology annotation, cellular component: spliceosomal complex. The record is from RefSeq and is a predicted model, not a curated record. NCBI's taxonomy places the organism in Eukaryota, Metazoa, Chordata, Actinopteri, Syngnathiformes, Callionymidae. Gene Ontology annotation, biological process: positive regulation of mRNA splicing, via spliceosome.
CACCCGAAGAAGAGGAUUUGGAAAAAGAAAAGCGAGGGGGGUGUAACUAACUGCCCACACGAGAGGAAACUACGCCGUGCAAGGCUGCGUGUUUUGUAUCGCGACAUAGUGUUUUGUGUAGCCCUUCUUGAAUACGGGAUCUGUUGAAAAGAAGCCCAACGGUUGGUCUUUUCGGGUCCGGCACAGCGCUUGCACCCGCGACGAAGUCGAAAACAAGGCUCGGCGCGUUUGUCGCCAUCUUGCGCACUCAAAAGCGCCUCUCUUUCUCCUUCAGCAGUUGUUUGCUCGUGGUAGAAUGGCGGAGGCGGAUCGACCGGGGAAGCUUUUCAUCGGCGGACUGAACACCGAGACCACCGAGAAGGCCUUGGAGCAGUACUUCAGCAAGUAUGGCAGGAUUGUUGAAGUGAUUUUGAUGAAAGACCGCGAAACUAACAAGUCGAGGGGCUUUGCCUUUGUGACUUUUGAAAAUCCAGCUGAUGCCAAGGAUGCAGCUCAUGAGAUGAAUGGAAAGUCUCUGGAUGGUCAGCCAAUUAAAGUUGAGCAAGCAACCAAACCUCUAUAUGAGAGUGGCGGCAGGCGACCACCUCUGUACUCUCGCAGUCGUGGACCGCCCAGAGGUCCACGAGGAUCCCGGGGUGGAAUGAGGGGACCGCCAUCCAGAGACUACUAUGACAAUUCAGGGAAUGGGGACCCCUACUAUAAAGGCAUGUCUUCACGAGGGCCACCACCACCUUUGAAGAGAGGACCCCCUGUACGUAAUGGUGGCCCCCCACCAAAAAGGCCGGCUACAUCAGGUCCAAUGAGCAGAGCACCCAUGUCACGGGACAGGGAUCCUUAUGGCCCACCUCCUCGCAGAGACUCCAUGAUGUCCAGGAGAGAUGACUAUCCGUCACCAAGAGAUGAUCAUUACCAUGCAAAAGAUGGAUACUCGAGCAGAGAUUACAAUUCAAGAGACUCAAGGGACUACGGGCCUCCAUCAAGAGAUUAUUCGUACAGAGACUACUCCAACUCCAGAGAUGAUUAUGGAUCAAUGUCCAGGGGAUACAACGACCGUGACAGCUAUGGUGGAGGCCGAGAUUCACGGAGCUACAUGGACCGUCCAAGUGGUGGAUCGUAUCGGGACUAUGAUGGUUACGGUAACUCACGCAGCGCCCCAACUUCACGGGGCCCCCCACCAUCCUAUGGUGGCAGCGGCGGAAGCAGUCGUUAUGACGAUUAUGGCGGCAAUUCCCGAGAUGGAUAUGGCAGUCGAGACAGUUAUCCCAGCAGUCGGAGUGACCAAUACCCACCCAACCGCGGUGAACGAAUGGGCAGGCAGGACAGGGGCCCAGGCCCCUCUUCUGAUAGAGGCUACCCUCCCCGAGACUCGUAUGGCAGCUCAAGUCGGGGAGGGCCACGUGGUGGCAGAGGAGGAGUGCGAUCUGAUAGAGGAAUGGUCCGCAGCAGAUACUAAAAUGGACAAUGAAAACCACUUGCAAGAAGAUCCUGGUCGUGAUGCACAGUCAUUGCGUGUUUUGAUCCCAUUCUGAAAAGCCAACGUUGUCAAACUUCUAUAACCUAGCUGUCAGCUGUCACACUUCCCCCAUUUUUAUGUCUUUUUUUUUUUUUUUUAGUCGGUAAUCUCUUGCUCAUGUAACAGUACUGUUACCAAUUUUUUGUACCUUUUAGUGCUAAUGGAAUCUGCAUUUCCCUAUAACUUUGGCUCUCCCUUUCCAAUAAAGCUUUUAGUUGAACCAUAACUUCUCAUCAAUUUGCCAACUGGUUACAUGAAUUUCAAGUGCAAUGGUGUCCUAGCAGCUUCUCUGUAAACCAUGGAUGUCUCUAGCCAGACCUUCUAUCCAAGGACUACUUUUCCGUACGAGUGUACUGCAAACUGGUCACUGCUGUCAAAGGGUCGGACAAAAUUCACUGUCAAACACUGUUCUAAUGAAGUUACCCUGGAAACGGAUGCUUCACCCUAGAGCCAUUUCAUGGCAUCCUGCGACAAAGUCAAAGGCAACAACAACCAAAAGCAAGAUUCAAUACUCCUCGACCAGUAGUCAACAGCUGGUAAGCAAAGCAAAACUCUUUCUCUCCUCUGUCAAUGCGUUUCUUAUUGUCCUGUCAUGCAAAUCUUCAAACUUAGCCCCUCACAACUUUUGCCUCGAAAAAUUCAAACCUGGACGCCCAACUGAAUUCUGCUUUUUCGUAAGGCCUUUUAUCUGCCAAAGUUCAGCAUCAGACCAAGACAAUUUGAUCCUCUCCAUUUUCAAUGUCUCAAAUUACAAGAUGGGAACUUUUUUUUUUUUUUAACCAAACAACCAUUGAUUAGAAACUAAAUUUGAACUCCAGUUAAUAAUCUUUUUGGGAUAGAACCCUUUUCCCUUCUGAGGUUUUUGGCGACAAGCAUAUCGGUUCAUUCAAAGGAGACCUGAAAGCGACAAAUGGCCGAACUCUGCAACUGGAAACGAUCACUGGGAUGCGCUGGAACAGGGACUUGAGAAUGUCAAACCUGAAAUACAUUUAUGGGCUCAAUUGAAUGGUUUUAACUCAUGGUUUGCUCUACAGGAUGAGCAUUUUUAAGGACAGAGUGGCCAUGAUUGGUACAUGAAGUGCAUCGUCAUGCUGUUGAACUGCAGGUGAACCCAAGUCCUCUUUGCAGAUGCUGUUGAGGAUCUGCCAAGGCUGCUGUUGAAGCCCAACAUGGACGGUUAUGUUGAAAAUGAAGAGCAGGCGAGCUGAUGCCAUCAUAUAGGUUUUGGAGUUGAGCUCAUAAUUUUAAUAAAAUUCUGAAUUUUUAGGGUGUUUUCCUUUGUGUGGGAGGUUGAGGGGUACAAGCCAACAGUCCCUUCACAGCACAAGUCUCAUUUAAGUAGAAGAAUGGAGACACCACUUGCUGUGUUUUAGGUUGUGGGAGGAAACAGGAGUGCUCAGAUGAGAGCAUGGCUUCACAGAUUCAGACCAAGUUUACGCUACGGGUCCAGAUUUUAUAUAGAAUGUUUUAUACUAAUUUAGAGGACGGACGUAUUGCCAUGAGAGGGAAAAAAGGAAUGGACAUCCAGAUUUAUUAUUUCUAUUCUAUUUAUUUCCGUUUUUUUUUUAACUUGCUCUUAUGUUUCCACCUGUCAUGCU